AUGAUGUACAGAGACGCACUUGGCCGGGCCACAGAGGCGGUUAACCUCAAAGACCUGGGGAUCGACAAUAUGUCCUGUAGUAAAGGCCUCACGGGUGCCUUUAUAUGGCAGAUACGAGGCAAAGGGGCAAACGAAAAGGCCGACCGGGUGGCGGAGGCUUUCAAGAGUGCCGUCCCAGGAACGAAGAUUACUCGCCCCCUGCACACGAACACCAUAAGGUUGGUAGGACUGGAUGCGUCCGCUAAUGGGACCAUCAUUAGGAACGCGCUUCUGCAGGUAAAAUCCGGAACAGACCCCAACCUCAUUAAGAUAGGAGAGAUCAGGAUUGACAGGAGUAGACUAGGCGAGGCCAUUGUCUCGGCGCCGGUGCCUGUCACUCGGGCGGCCCUGGAGAGGGGCAAAAUAGCUGUGAGGCUUACAACAGUGAGGGUGCACGAACUUAGGCAGCGCCCCCUCAGAUGCCACCGGUGCCUUGCGCGAGGACAUGUAGCGGCAAUGUGCCCGGCUGCAAAGCCCAAGACAGACCUUUGCUACGUCUGUGGAAAACCGGGCCACUUGGUCAAAACAUGCACGGACAAGACAGCGUGUCCGGUUUGUACAGAUGUCGGCCGGAAGCCGACCAACCACCGUGCUGGUUCUUGGGACCCGCAUAAGGUCACUGAAAAAACUGGAAAGAAAACAGUGAAAGUGACCAAGAAGAGUAUUGUACACGAAGACAUGGAGGUGGAACAAGGUGUACCGGGCACCUCAAUAGGGGACUUGCUGGCACAACGCAUGCGCGAGGACAGAGUGGAGCUUGCGGUCAUUGCGGAACCAUGGUGGGUUCCUCCGGGGGAUGAGAGGUGGUUCUCAUCCCUAGGAGGGACUUCACUCUCCGCGGUGCUUGUGGGCGAGAGUAGAAGACUCUGUAGCCUGGUGCGUCGGGGUCUUUUUUACGUAGCCGUUAAAUGGGGGAACUCGCUGGUAGUUUCAGUCUACUUUCCUCCCAGCGAGAAUAUUAACAUGUUUAGUAGACUCCUUGAUGAGCUCAAAGAGCUCUUAGGAACAUUCCCCGCUCUCCCAGCGCUGAUGGCUGGCGAUUUUAAUGCCAGGUUCAGCAGAUGGGACCCGGAAGGCAGGAGUAACCGUAGGGAUCUAACGUGGGGCACGCCGGCGGCUGGCGUCCGCCUCUCGGACUGGAGGGUGGAUGAGACUGAGUCCCUGUCGGACCACCUAUUUGUUAGAUAUAACUAUAGGCACGAGGCUGCAGGGGUCCGAAAUUUUCGCCCACGAGAUAAAAAGCUCCUUCGUUGGAAGGUUAAUUCUCUGGAUGAGGACUACUUGGCUGCGGCCCUCAUUUCAGGGGAGUGGACAGGUGGAACUAUGUACGGAGGGAGUGCGGCCGGUGCGGACUGUGUGGACAAGAUGGUGAAGUGGGCACAGUCUACACUGAAGCAAGUAUGCGACAUGGCCAUGCCCCGGGUGAGGGGACAAACCUGCGGUAGUAAAAGUACGUACUGA
This is a messenger RNA of Vespa crabro (European hornet), 1500 nucleotides long. RefSeq lists its product as uncharacterized. Gene Ontology annotation, molecular function: nucleic acid binding; zinc ion binding. The transcript has 4 exons. The record is from RefSeq and is a predicted model, not a curated record. Bases 1 to 1500 code for a protein of 499 amino acids. Lineage: Eukaryota; Metazoa; Arthropoda; Insecta; Hymenoptera; Vespidae.